UAUAGUGACGGCUUGUGGUCCGCCGCAAAAAAAGAAUUAGGAGACGAACUAUUAUCUCAGAUCCACUUCGAGCAAGGUGAUAAGCAAAAGACACUCACUGAACUGUUUGAGGCUACUCAAAAAGCAGAAGAACGCAUGAGAGGCAAAUCUUGGUCUUUCAAAAGAGAGAAUGGCAAGGUUGUCUUUGUACGCGACCUCCUAGCAAAGGCAACUAAGUGGAUCAAACACUUUGAGGCAGUUGGUGAUAUUAUGACACAGUGCGACCCUGUCCAUGCUGGUCUACCUUGGGCAGGUGUUCGAUUUAUAUUGAUUGUUGCGACUGGUGAUAUCAAUACGUACGCGAACUUGCUGGAUAGAACCAUCAGCAUUGUGGAGAUCAUUUGUCGAAACGCUGUCCUUGAAAAAAUACUGCCCGAUCAUCAGUCAGAGACUCAGGAAGAGCUGCGUCGCGAUCUUGUCAAGUUAUACACAAAGAUUCUAACCUAUCUUGCCAAAGCAAAGUCAUACUAUGAGCAGAAUAGAUUCAAGAGUAUUGUUAAACAAGGACUCCUUGCAUCAUCUGACUUUGAGUCAGAGUUUGCAGCUAUCAAUCAAGCCCAGGCAGAUGUCGAUCGUUCUGCUACCAUCUUCGGCUUACAAUACCAACUGGAAGCCCGAACGGAGCUCAGUCAGAUGCUACAGAACUUUGAUGCUCCCAUGAAUCGCUGGGACAAGGCACUGCAUGCCAUCACGGAUGAACUAGAAGGUAAAAUGCUAACAUAUAGCAUUUUCCGUUUGCUGAUUAGUGUAGUAAAAGAAAGAAGGGAUAUCCUCAGUUGGAUCUCUGACCAGCCUUUCGAACAAUAUCACGAUCAGGCAAAGAGCGAGGUCUUGAGUGGAACAGGCACGUGGCUUCUGCAUGAUUCGCAAUUCAUACGUUGGAAAAACGAAUGCGCCUCUUCUAUCUUAUGGCUCUACGGAAUUCCAGGCUCCGGGAAGAGCAAGUUGGUGUCUGUCGUUAUAGAAGAUGCUAUGGAGGCAUUCCGAACCAAGAAGGCAGCGUGUCCAGUCUAUUUCUACUGCUCCCGCAACCCGGCCGAACCUGGACGUUCUGAUCCUGCACGAAUAGUGGCUAGUAUUGCAAAACAGCUCUCCACGCCCCUGAGACCGGGACCACUUCUUGAACCCACUAUCGAGAUCUACAAAGAAUACCAAGCUAACGACUUCUCAUCUGGGCCACUCACACUAGAAAAGAGCAAGGCGUUAAUCCUCGAGCUCCUUGAACGAUAUCAGAGUGCGACCAUUGUGAUCGACGCCCUAGACGAAUGUAACCCGCAAACUCGAGGAGAUCUGCUGGAUACUCUAGAAGAUCUUUUGAAAGGAUCCCCCUGCCUGUUGAAGAUAUUCGUAUCAAGCCGUACGGAUCGAGAUAUUACAUACAAGCUGAACAACUAUCCGAACCUGCACCUCUCCUCCGACCGCAACACAGCGGAUAUCGACUUGUUCAUUCGGUCCGAGACAUCUCUGCUUAUCAAGAAGGGCAAUCUGCUACGGGACAGCGACAGACAGAACGAAAUUCGGGAUAAGAUUGUCAACAAGCUCUCUUCAAAGGCGGGAGGCAUGUUUCGCUUAGCUAGUUUGCAGUUACAGGAUCUCUGCCAACAGGCAACUGACGACGCGGUCUUGGAGAGACUUGGACGACUGCCAAAAACGUUGGAGGAGAGCUAUUGUGAGAUUCUUACGAAAAUCGAAAGCAUGAACGCAAUUGCAGACAGACAGUAUGCACGAAACGCUCUCAGCUGGCUGCUUUGUGCUCAACGGCAACUCCAGUCCGAUGUAUUCCUAGCUGUUGUCUCCGUGAAAAAAGAUCGAUCCGCUUCUCUGAUAUCGAAAGGCCAGCUCUUACACAUAUGCUCAAACUUUGUCAUUUUCGACUCCACAGCCGACACUUUCAGGUUCUCACACUUGACGGUGAGAGAGUUUCUUGAAGGUCGAGAGAUAUUCAAAGAAACAUCUGCCAAUGCUCUCGCGGCAGAAGCUUGUCUUUUGAAGCUCAUCGAAGCAGCGCCAGGAACUUUUAUGCAGACGCCACCUUUGAAGUAUGCUUGUUUAUUUUGGGCUGAACAUGCUCGUGUAGCUUGUCAAGAAACAUACAUGCAACGAAACGAUACCUUGUGCGAGUUCUUAGGUUCAGACAAGGCUGGUUCAUGCUUUCAUCGUUGGCAUGAAAGUGUUGAGGGUCUUUUGGACAGUCAAAGGUUACCGAUUGAAGUUUAUCGGAGACUCAACGCUGCUUUGUCCCACGUACCUCGCGUUCUGCUUGUGGUUUGUGCGUACGACUUGUGUGGUGUUCUUAGCCCUGAGCAGUGGAUAGAGCUGGCGCAACAACGACCCAGGAAUAGGGAAGGUGAAACACACCAGGAGAUUGCACUCUGUUACGGGAGCGGUGAAAUUCUAGAAUGGCAGUUUCAGAACGAGCUUCGCUUCGAAGUAACAGAAAGGGUCAUCGAGAUUGCAGCCAGAAACAUGGAAAACGGAGAAAGGGUGGUAGCACUUCUUCUUGACCAUAGAGAGGGAACCAAUAUGCCAAUCACAAAAGGGAUAAUCGAGGCUGCAAGUUGGAAUUGGAGAAGCGGGGAAGAGAUAAUGACGAUGCUUCUCGAGAGGCACGGAAUCGACAUCCCUAUCACACAAGACAUCGUCAGGGCUAUUGUGAGGAACUUUGGUCAACCCAUUUUCCAGCAACUUGUUGACAGGGCCGGGGGCGAGAUCCAUAUCCAAGAAUGGGUAUUUAAGGCAGCGUUUGGAAAUCAAAAACAUGGCAAAGAGAUUACAGCUAUGCUCCUGGACAUGAGCAGGGGUGAGAUUCUGAUCACAGAGGAAAUAGUCAGUACUGCUGUUACAAGAGCCUAUGAUGGCAAGGACAUACUAGAGCUAUUGCUCGGUCAUCUGAGAGUUAGCCUCUCAAUCACAGAAGAUGUAUUAAAGACUGCAGCUAAAUAUUGGGGCCUCGAUGGAGAAUUAUGGACAUUUCUUCUGGACAACCGAGGGAUAGAAGUUCCGAUUACAGAGGAUAUUGUCAAACUUGCAGCUGAAAACUACGAAAAGGGCGACGAGUUGAUUGCCAGACUUCUCGAUAAAUGGGCCACUAUCAUCCCAAUCACACCAGCAGUCAUCAGGGCAGUAGUUGAGAAUCUCCAGAAAAGUACAUUCCAGAAGUUUCUCAGCAUGACUGAGGUUGAGAUUCUUAUUACAGGGGAUCUCGUUCACUCAACAGUCAUGAACUGGCGAAGUGGUGAGGGAGUGCUGGCAUUACUUCUCGAAGAAGGAACUACUGAGAUGAACAGAAUGGAAGAGGUAGUUAAGGCAAUCGUGACGAGAUCCGACCCAGGUAUUCUCCAGCAGUUUCUUGAUAAGAAUGGGGUCGAGGUACAAAUCAAGGAAGAUAUCGUUGAGGCAGCAGCAGGGAAUCACUAUAACGGCGAUCAAAUGAUAGCCCUGCUUCUUAAAGCAAACGGCGGACAGAUCCCUAUCACAGAAAAGGUGAUCAGUGCAGCUCUGAAUAAUCCCAACAGCGGAGAAAAAACAGUAGCACUACUUGUCGAAAAGAGUGCUAAUGCGAUUCCAAUGACAGAGGAGACCAUCGAGGGAAUUGCCGGGCAUGUGGGUGAAUCCGUAUUUCGACAACUUAUCGAAAAGCGGGGUAGUGAGAUCCCGAUUACAGGAAAGGUGAUCGAAGCAGCAACAGCUACUCCCGAGAAUUGCAAGGAAGUAAUGGCCUCCCUUCUCGAACAAGGCACAGUCACCACUGAUGCCAUAGAAGGGGUCAUUCAGACAAUCAUAAGGGAAUCUGAAAAAGCUAUUCUUCAGCAAUUUCUUGAUCAGAACAGACUGGAGAUUCAGAUCACAGAAGACAUCGUUAAGGCAGCAGCAAAGAAUAAGAGCGAUGGCGAUGAGAUGAUAGCGUUACUGCUUGAGAAGCAGAUUGAGGCUGUACCUAUCACUGAAGAAGUGAUAAUAGCCAUUGUAAGGGAUUUGAAUGCGACUGUCUUGAGACAGAUUUGGGAUAGUGGCAGAGUCAAGAUCAAGAUCACAGAAAAGGUCAUCGAGGCAGCGGCGGGGAACUUUGACCACGGCAAAGAAAUGGUGGCGUUUCUUCUUGAGAACCAAGAAGAAAACCUUUCAAUCACUAAGAGGGCAGUUGAAACUGCAGCAGGGAAUCGGAGAUGCGGUAAUGGGAUACUAGCGCUACUUCUCGAAAAGCGAGGGGGAGAAAUUCCAAUCACAGAGGAAGCGCUUAUUGAGGUCGUUUAUCAUCAAUGGGAUAGCACGGAAACAAUGACGCUACUUCUCGAAAAGAGCAGAACCGAAAUUUUGAUCACAGAGGAUAUCAUGAAGGCAGCGGCUGCAAGUCACAAUGGCGGUAGGAAAUUACUGGCGCUUCUUCUGGAGAGACAAGGAAGAGAGCUAAAGAUCACAGAAGGCAUAGUAGAAGCUGCAGCUUGGAACUCCUCUUAUGGUAGGGACGUGAUGGCGUUGCUUCUUGAAAAGGGCGGGCCCGAGAUUCCGAUUACGGACAAGGUGAUCAACGCGGUAGUUGGGAAUAAGGGUACGGGCAAGGAGAUACUAACGCUGCUUCUUCAAUGGGGUGUAUUGGGGAUUCCAAUUACAGAAGAGAUCUGGAAGGCAGCACGAAGGAGAAAGGAUAGUACAGAAAUUACCGCUCUGCUUUUACAGCUUGUUGACGCUGAUGAGAACACUACUGCGUUGACGACGGGAAAGAUGGGCGAUAAAGAAAUGGACCGAGAGCAAGUUCAAAUAAACACGCAGGUUGGAUUAAUAGGCUAUUGUAGGUACUUGUUACUUUGUGCUAUUUUGAUUAUUUUUUUAUUCUAUUAUUAUUAGUUUUAUAGUUUAGUUUUAUAAAAACGCGCUCAAAUUUGCUGGC
Fusarium redolens is the source of this 4927-nucleotide messenger RNA. RefSeq lists its product as uncharacterized. Bases 136 to 4884 code for a protein of 1582 amino acids. The record is from RefSeq and is a predicted model, not a curated record. The transcript is spliced from 6 exons. NCBI's taxonomy places the organism in Eukaryota, Fungi, Ascomycota, Sordariomycetes, Hypocreales, Nectriaceae.